Pyrenophora tritici-repentis Pt-1C-BFP is the source of this 312-nucleotide messenger RNA. Lineage: Eukaryota; Fungi; Ascomycota; Dothideomycetes; Pleosporales; Pleosporaceae. The record is from RefSeq and is a predicted model, not a curated record.
AUGAAAAUCAUCUUUCAUACCGUUUCGGCAUUGGUGCUUGCAGCUGAUUACGUCGGACCGCUGGAUCCGCCACGAUUUGGCUGCUGUGAUCCAAACCACCGUCGAGAGGGCACGUUCCGUCAGAGCGACGGAACAUGCCGCGUUGGAAUCGAACAUUGUUGCUUCCUCCGUGACGGAACGGACCAGUGCUGGCAGUAUGAUGUGUACACGGAGGGCGUAGGCAAUCUACAAUGGAAUACUGGCGGACGGUGUAAUAAUGACCCGGAUGCACAUCCUGUUUGGACAGUCGACUGGAACAGACCUUGUCCCUAA